AUGGCGUCCUCGAGUCCUCGUCAGGCAGUCAGGCGCGCGCGGGAGCUGGGCGGCGCCAUGGCGGAGGGCUUAGCAGGCCAGGCGAGGCCGCGGCAGACGGAGGAUCCCGACGGCGAGCCCCGCUGUGCGUGCGUGCCCACGAGACGUUCCGGGAGGCGGCCGGCGCCCUACAACCGCGCCGCCACCCAGCCCCUCACUAACGGCCACCCCGGCCCUGGUAUCCAGCACCACGUGCUCCGCUCCUCCUCCUCCCAUUGUAGCUCCUCCACCCUCGCGACGAUCCGACUCCUGGGGCGCAGCGAGCGGUGCGGUGGCGAGCUCCUUGCCCACAUGGGAGCGGCACGGCCGGGAGGUGCGCCGCGGCGGGAUGCUUCGUGCCCACAGGGGAGCGGCGCGUCGUCCAGAUGGUGGAAGGAUUUACACUCAAAGACAUACCUUAGCUUCGCACGAGACAGAAUGGUGGAGAUACAUUUUUGGAUUCUCGGAACAAUUUAUGAGCCCUAUUACUCAUAUUCGCGGAUAGUGGUGACAAAGUUCACCCUGUUAGCGUCAUUGCUUGAUGACCUUUAUGACAACUAUUGUUGCACCACAGAGGAGAGUACUGUCUUCAACACAGCCAUAGAAAGGUGGGAUGAACAAACCACAGAGGAGUUCCCAGCACAUCUGAAGCCACUCCUCAUCGGCAUACUUGACACUACAAAUAAGAUUGAGGAGGAGUUAAAACUUCAGAAAAACAGGCAUGCUGAAGUUGUCAAAAAACUAGUGAUCUGCACUGCCAAAUUCUACCAUGCUGAGGUGAAUUGGCGCGAUGAACACUAUGUACCAGCUACUGUUGAUGAGCACCUCGAAAAAUCCAUGCGUAGUAGUGUCUGUAUGCAAAUAAUAAUUGGUGUGCUCAUUUCACUAAGAGAUUGUCGGGAGGAUGAUGUUAAUUGGGCAUUCACCUUUCCCAAACUUAUCAGAUGUGUUUCUGUUGUGGGGCGCGUUGGAAAUGACAUCGUGUCACAUGAGCGGGAACAAGCUUCGGAGCAUGUGGUAUCCACGGUGCAAACUUGCAUGAAGCAAUAUGGGAUAACAGCAGAGCAAGCCAACGAAAAGCUUAGAGUCAUAAUCGAAGAAGCAUGGAUGGACAUCGUCCAGGAAUACCUCGACCAGAAGCAACCUAGGGAGUUUCUUGAGAAGUCGGUCGAUGUUGCACGAACAAUGGAUUUCUUUUACAAGCGUGAUGAUGCGUACACCUUGCCGCUCAGCAUCAAGGACACUAUAACUUUGAUGUAUGUGAAUCCGUGUGAGCUGUAGCUAUGGUAUAUAUGGUUUAUACUUUGGUACAGCUUGAUGAUCCAGCGUCAAGUAGUGUCGGCAUACUGCAUGCCAACCAGCUAAGAUAAGAUACGGUGUACAUUACAUGGCUGUCAUGAUCCUUAAACUUGUAACUUUGGGUUGUUUAAUUUUAUC
Molecule: messenger RNA, 1455 nt
Organism: Panicum virgatum (switchgrass)
Lineage: Eukaryota; Viridiplantae; Streptophyta; Magnoliopsida; Poales; Poaceae
Product: (E)-beta-caryophyllene synthase-like
Exons: 7
Coding region: 1-1299 (432 amino acids)
Molecular function (GO): terpene synthase activity; magnesium ion binding
Source: RefSeq, a predicted model, not a curated record